This is a messenger RNA of Tarenaya hassleriana, 1819 nucleotides long. Its product is annotated as transducin beta-like protein 2. NCBI's taxonomy places the organism in Eukaryota, Viridiplantae, Streptophyta, Magnoliopsida, Brassicales, Cleomaceae. The record is from RefSeq and is a predicted model, not a curated record. Bases 78 to 1394 code for a protein of 438 amino acids. The transcript is spliced from 10 exons. Gene Ontology annotation, molecular function: protein binding.
GAUUCACCGUCUAUUCUCGUCGUAAUCUGUUGUUCGGAAUUCGGAAAAGGGUCGCAGAAAUCCGUACGCAUCUAGAGAUGGACUCGGUUCUUCUGGUUGCCGUCGCGUCGGUUGUGGUCGGCGCGUUGAUUGCUGUGGUUUUCUUCGGUAGCUACUUCCGGAAGCGGAGAUCGGAGGUGCAAUCGAUCGCCAAGGUGGAUCCUCGACCAGAUCCUACGCGGAAUCAGAAAUCAAAUCAGCCACUCUCCAAGAAGGCCCAUCCCAAGCUUCACUCUCAUUCCUCUGACAAGGAUCAACCCAAGCGGCGUCAUCCUUUGGACUUAAAUACGUUGAAAGGGCAUGGUGAUACUGUAACCGGGUUGUGUUUCUCCUCCGAUGGUCGGAACUUGGCUACAGCUUGUGGUGAUGGAGUGAUCAGGGUGUUCAAGCUGGAUGAUGCCUCAAGCAAAAGCUUCAAAUUUUUAAGAAUAAAUCUUCCUUCUGGAAGUCAUCCGACUGCUGUUGCAUUUGCUGAUGAUGCGUCUUCUGUUGUCGUGGCUUGUCAUGCCAUGUCUGGUUCUUCUGUGUACAUGUAUGGAGAAGAGAAACCAAAAGCUUCUAACGAGGGUAAGCAGCAAGCGAAACUUCCUCUUCCGGAGAUCAAAUGGAAGCACCACAGUGUUCAUGAGAGAAGAGCUAUCCUGACCUUAUCUGGAGCAACUGCAACUUACGGCACUGCUGAUGGGAGUACCAUCUUUGCCUCUUGUUCAGAAGGUACUGAUAUUAUACUUUGGCAUGGGAAAACUGGGAAGAAUUUGGGACAUGUUGACACAAAUCAGUUGAAGAACCACAUGGCUGCUGUAUCACCAAAUGGGCGCUUCCUGGCUGCCGCGGCAUUUACUGCAGAUGUGAAGGUGUGGGAAAUUGUAUACAUGAAAGAUGGUUCUGUGAAGGAGGUUUCAAAAGUUAUGCAACUUAAAGGGCAUAAGAGUGCGGUGACUUGGUUAUGCUUCACUCCAGACUCAGAACAAAUCAUCACAGCUUCAAAGGAUGGUUCAAUAAGAAUUUGGAACAUCAAUGUCCGCUAUCAACUCGACGAGGAUCCGAAAACUUUGAAGGUCUUCCCGAUUCCACUUAGUGACUCCAGCGGCAAUCCUCUGCACUAUGAUCGGCUCAGCCUAUCUCCUGAUGGAAAGAUACUGGCAGCAACUCAUGGUUCCACGCUGCAAUGGCUGUGUGCUGUAACUGGAAAUGCGUUGGAUACGGCUGAGAAAGCACAUGAAGGGGACAUCACAUGCCUUUCAUGGGCGCCAAAACCUGUCAUAGUUGGGGAGAGACAGGUGUCGCUUUUAGCGACGUCAAGUGUUGACAAGAAAGUAAAGCUGUGGGAAGCUCCCUCGCCAAAGUCUUUGUAGAUAAGAUAUCAGCUUACAGCUUCAGAGAUGACACAUAGAGCAAAUGGGUCCUCACCCCACUCGUUUCUAGAAGUAAGAGACCGGGGAUAUUGCAACUUUUUGCAUAUCACAUACCUGAAGAGAAACCUUGUCGAAUAGAUUGGCUUUUUAGUUGUUUUGAAUCUUGAGUCCUCCAAAAAAAGCUUGCUUGAGUGGUUUUUCAGGUGGUCUGGUCUGAGUAGAGGCUGUAGGAGGGAAUUCUGAGAAGCGUCUUCUUCUGUUUUUUGGCGGUUUAGGGUUAAACUUUAUGCUUUGAGCUCCCUCCAUGUUACUUGUUUCUUCUCCUAAACUACGGUUUUUGGAAUGUUUCUUCUACUGCCUCUUAUGGAAUUCAUAUGUCGGUGAGAAUUUUCCUUUGGCGCAAAAGACCUCUCAGUUUUUACUUA